CUUAAUUGCAAAUGAUUUACAUAGACAAUCCCCUCGCGAAGUUUUUUAAGAGAAAAGAGGUCACAGUGGCACCAACUAGGAAGAGAGCACGCAAAGCGAUUAACCAGCAACAAAGCGGGCAAAAAGCCUGCAAGAAAUUUCUGCAAGGCCCUGAAGAAGAUUCCCCAGAAGCCUUGGAAGGAUGGCCGGCUGUGACCCUCAACUCAUGCCUCAACCCAACUGAUGCAAAGUCCUCGUCAGCUGGAAAUCAGCCAACUCAUCGUGGCGGCAACCAAGCAGCACCUAUCGGUACGGCAGCAGGUGGCAGCGGUGACAGUGUCCCAGGAAUGGCCAUCGGUACGGCAGAAGGUGGCAGCGGUGACAGUGUCCCAGCUGGGAUGGCCAUCGGUACGGCAGAAGGUGGCAGCAGUGACGGUGUCCCAGGAAUGGCCAUCGGUACGGCAGAAGGUGGCAGCGGUGACAGUGUCCCAGGAAUGGCCAUCGGCCAACGGCGCACGCUUUUGCUAUAACUUUAUAUAGGUUCAACAAGUAUGUGGUAACGUUUUGGGGUCGAGGGGAUGAUUUUGGGCUGUAAAGUAUUGGCUUCUUAAGGAUACAGAUUGGCGCGUAUAAAUACAACAAGAAUUCCUAUCCGGAAAUUUCAGUGGUUCUCCGUUGCAUCCCCAGUUCGAGGCUGUUAACAAACAGACAAGAUGGCGUUCCGCCGUUGGGGCCGUCGCAACUUGUUCGAUGCGUAAGCAUGGAGGAGCAACGCCAUUUCAAGCGCGGUAAUGAACGCAAGCGUACGGUGUGCCACAUACCUUGAAAGGAUGUCAUACGUUAGGUUAUUGAGUUGGUUAAAUAGUAAACGCGCCGUUACGGAAAGCGCCAUCACAUCUAAGCCGUUUCCUGGAGAUGUGCUCCAUUGCGGGAUUGCGUUGCUAGUUAAGACGUCGUUGAUGCUUAGUUUGUUAUGUUGUCCAUAACACGCUGCUGUCUGUAAACAUGGGCGAUUUCUUGCGACUAUGUGAGUUGUAAGCCGUACACAGG
Volvox carteri f. nagariensis is the source of this 1029-nucleotide messenger RNA. RefSeq lists its product as uncharacterized. The record is from RefSeq and is a predicted model, not a curated record. The transcript has a single exon. Lineage: Eukaryota; Viridiplantae; Chlorophyta; Chlorophyceae; Chlamydomonadales; Volvocaceae. Bases 12 to 509 code for a protein of 165 amino acids.